AUGAAUAAACAGCGUAAUAGGAUCAAUGCAGGAUUUUGUCUACGAAUACUUCGCAACCGAAAACCGCAUUAUGUUCUGAUGCAGUGGUAUAAUAGUACCACUACGACUGUGCAUUCUGGGACUCAGAAGAAAACUCUCUUGCAAAAAGCGAUAUCGUCGUAUUCGUGUUACGAUUCGGAAAUUGAAGACAUGCACGACUAUAAAGAUAGUCAUACUGCUGUGCUUACGGACGCCGAACGUCCACAUCAAUGCAAUUCAGACACACGCGACGAAAAAUCAGCACCAGGAGGAUGGACCCUCAUAUUAGUUGUAGCAGGUGUUACUUGCUGCUUAGGAUCAGCUGUACCAGCAGGAUUUAACAUAGGAGUAUUAAAUAAUGCAGCCCAUUUGGUAGGAGGAUUUUGUAAUGAAAGUGUCAAGGAAAGAUAUGGAGUAGAUGUUUCUGAUAAUGGUCUAAAAAUAAUUUGGUCUACUGUUGUUUCAAUUUGUUUGAUUGGUGGCGCAGUUGGUUCAUUUUUAUCUAGCUGGAUAGCAGAUAGGUAUGGAAGAAAAAAGGCCCUAUGCAUUGGAAACAUAUUUGGCAUUGUAGGAGCUGUUAUGUUUUUCCUAGUACGCAAAUUAAAUUCCAUCGAACUCUUGUUAGCAGGUCGAUUAGCUGUAGGCUUUUCUGGAGGUUUUGCGACAUGUUUAGUACCAAUGUACAUGGCAGAAAUUGCACCACUCAGACUGAGGGGUGCAGUUGGAGUUUUAUGUCAACUAGGACUCACAGGUGGAGUGUUCUUAGGACAAAUUGCAGGACUUAAUACAGUUCUGGGAACUGAAAACUCUUGGCAUUAUAUGUUAGGAGCAUUUGUCCCAUUAUGUAUGUAUGCCUUGGUUGUUACGAGCAUUGUUUUACCAGAAAGUCCUAAAUAUUUGUUCAUAAUUAAAGAGCAGAAACAAAAAGCUUUAGAUGAACUCAGGAGGAUACGUAACAUGGAUGUAAUGUUACUACAAGUGGAGAUUUCUAGUUUGCAGCAGGAAAUAGAAAUGAAAACGACAGUUGAACCUUGGACUGUCAAACGUAUUUUAAAAGAUCCAAGUUUAAGGCUUCCUAUAUUUUUAGUUUGUAUAAUACAGUUUGGACAACAAAUGAGUGGUAUAAACGUUGUAUUUUACUACUCGAACUUUAUAUUCGUCGAUGCUGGACUUGGCAUCACUGGAGCACAGUAUGCUACUCUUGGAACUGGUGUAGCUAAUAUUGCUAUGGCUCUUGUCUCGGUACCAGUGAUGUCAUCCUUAAAUAGAAGAGGUGUCCUACUCACCAGUAUUUACUUGUGCUUCGGAUGUUUAUUAGUUUUAUGUACUUCUAUCUUAUUAAUUCAUGUGUCUUCGCGUAUGCCGAUUGUGUGUACAGUCACCGUUUUGGCCUAUGUGAUAUUUUAUGGUAUUGGUCUUGGUCCAAUACCUUACUUCAUCGGAUCUGAAUUAUUCGAUGUUGGUCCCAGACCAGUGGCUAUGGCCUUGGGUAGUAUUUUUAAUUGGGGUGGAAAUUUUAUAGUUGGCAUGAUGUUUCCAACAGUAGAAAGUAUUAUAGGAGCAUACACCUUCUUAAUAUUUGUUGGAUUCCUUUUACUUUUAGCACAAAUCGUUAGGAAAUAUUUACCCGAGACAAGAGGAAGAAGUACAAUGGACGUAGCGGCAUCGAUAAGUCAAGGAUUCAAAUCUAGGCCAAAUUCUACUCGUGCCGCUAAAAUUAAAAAAAUUAGUACAUGA
Molecule: messenger RNA, 1755 nt
Organism: Habropoda laboriosa
Lineage: Eukaryota; Metazoa; Arthropoda; Insecta; Hymenoptera; Apidae
Product: solute carrier family 2, facilitated glucose transporter member 1-like
Exons: 10
Coding region: 1-1755 (584 amino acids)
Biological process (GO): monosaccharide transmembrane transport
Cellular component (GO): membrane
Molecular function (GO): hexose transmembrane transporter activity
Source: RefSeq, a predicted model, not a curated record